Messenger RNA from Hymenoscyphus albidus, 2409 nucleotides. Lineage: Eukaryota; Fungi; Ascomycota; Leotiomycetes; Helotiales; Helotiaceae. The record is from the annotation of a GenBank genome assembly.
GUACUGUGACUACCAAAGUCACCACGAACUUCCUUGGAGCGAGAAUACUAAAACCGUUUGCACGUUUCACGCCCUCAAAUCCCUCCAAGUGACAAGUCAAUUUGACAUCUUUUACUUUCCGCACAAUCCAAGUCUGACUGCUUGAGCAUCGCAUCGUCCGUCAUCUGUUACCUACGGUCACAACCCUAUUUGUUACCGUUAGCCCUUCUCGUUUGACCAAUUGCAACCCCCCGGCCCCCUGCAUGUCAGGUGCCAGCAACAAUCGGUAUAGUCAUUGUACCGUGAGUCUUUACAGCCUCUCUCAUAUCUCACUUUAUUUCUCCUCUACUUCUGCAACUUCAAGGACCCAUUAGUUCACCUUCAAACUUCUAUCAUGGCUCCCCCUUAUGCAAUUGGUAUUGAGGCAGUUACCGAUACUCAAGCAAUCAGCGUUACAGAGCCUUUGACUGCCGAGAGUGUAGCCGCAAGACGUGAGAAGAGUGCAAAAUUUGUAGGGGGAACUGCUGCCUAUACCACUAGCGACUUUUACAAGAAUCCGGUAAGUUGCCCUAAGUUUACUGCAAUCUCUACAUAACUAAUUAAAACCUUUAGUUCUUGGGCAACAAGCCUAAAGCAAAGAGAUGGGAUCGUGAGUCAGACGCAAAUACCCACACUUUUACAAUGAAUGAUACUGACCUGCACAGAUUAUAUCAGCCUUGAGUCCAAGUCAAGACAGCCCUCUAGCCUCAAGGCUGCAGCCAAGUUUCUGAACAAUCCAGGUCUUAUCUCCCUUGGGGGUGGUCUGCCAUGUCCCGAAUACUUCCCAAUUGAAGGACUGACCUUCAAGGUUCCCUCACCGCCCCAAUUUACCGAAGAAGAGACGAAGGCGUCCGGCACCGUGGUCAAAGCUGGCAAGUAUGAUGUCUCGGAAGGUAGAAGUUCAUAUGAUCUCUCUAUUGCCCUCAAUUACGGAUUGGGUUCUGGCUCGGCACAGCUCAUUCGAUUUGUUACCGAACAUACUGAGAUCGUGUGUAAGCCCCCUUACGCAGAUUGGCACUGUGCUCUUACGGUAGGCAAUACGUCCGCAUUAGAGCAAGCAUUACGAAUCUUUUGCGAAAGAGGUGACUAUGUUCUUUCUGAAGAAUAUACCUUUGCGUCCGCUGUCGAGACAGCACUGCCUCUCGGUAUCAAAUUUGCCGCUGUCAAGAUGGAUGCCGAAGGACUUUUACCCGAAUCUAUGGAUGAGGUUCUGACUAAUUGGGAUGUCAACGCUAGAGGUGCUCGCAAACCUCGUGUUCUCUACACCGUCCCAUCGGGACAAAAUCCGACUGGUGCAACACAAGGAACAGCACGACGCCACGCCAUUUACAAAGUAGCACAGAAGCACGAUUGCUAUAUUUUCGAAGAUGAACCAUAUUAUUUCCUGCAGAUGCAACCCUACACAGGUCCCGAUAGCCCGGCAGUUCCACCCCCAAAAAACAAUGAGGAGUUCCUCAAGGCACUGAUUCCUACUUACUUAAGUAUGGAUAUUGAUGGACGAGUCAUGCGUAUGGAUUCCUUCUCCAAAGUCAUCGCCCCAGGCACACGUGUGGGCUGGAUCACCGCAUCCGAGCAGAUUGUGGAACGAUUCAUUAGACAUAAUGAGUGCGGAGUUCAAAACCCAAGUGGGCUCUCACAAGUGUUCCUGUACAAGAUGCUUGAUGAAAGUUGGGGCCAUGCUGGUUAUCUCGGAUGGUUGAUUAAUUUGCGACUUCAAUACACUAGCCGACGAGAUGCCAUCCUUCAUGCAUGCGAGAAGUUUUUGCCUAAGAAUAUCGUUAGCUGGAAUCCACCAGCUGCAGGCAUGUUUGUAAGUCCAAAUUCUCAAAUCAUAUCACUCGCUCCUUAUACUUACAAACCCUUCUAUCAUAGCUCUGGCUAAAAGUCGACCAUACACUCCAUCCCUCGGCUAAGACCGCAACACCACUUUCCAUUGCCGAGAUUGAAGAACAAGUCUUCCUUGUCGCGAUCGAAAAUGGCGUUCUCAUUUCCAGAGGCUCAUGGUUCACAGCUGAACGCAGUGGCUUCGUGGCCAAAGAACUGUUCUUCAGAGCUACCUUUGCUGCUGCUACCGAAGAGAAGAUGGCCGAGGCUAUUGAACGAUUUGGGGCUGCUGUUCGAACCUGUUUUGGGGUCGAACAACAUGGCAACUGAAACAAGAACAUUAAUGACUCAUACCUUGACGAUGGAACGAUAACUUUGCGGUGUUCUUGCCCUUCUUUGUGGGCUCAUGGGUGGCUAUUUGAUUGGGCGUGGAGUUUUGAGAGUUCGUCACAAUGCAUAGAUGGGAGGCUUUUUGAAACUUUUUAGAUACUUCUGACAUAGACCUUUCUUUCUCGCAGCGUUCAGAUUAGAAAGGAAAGAAUUGAAGCUUUCUAUCAUACUGACAAA